Molecule: messenger RNA, 1670 nt
Organism: Folsomia candida
Lineage: Eukaryota; Metazoa; Arthropoda; Collembola; Entomobryomorpha; Isotomidae
Exons: 6
Coding region: 114-1199 (361 amino acids)
Source: RefSeq, a predicted model, not a curated record
AAUUGCAGUAUGUAACUGAGGCCGGAAAAACGCCACCAAGUGAGCUUAUCUUAUUUGAGAAGAAACAGGAAGCUGCUGUUGCUGUGUCUAAAGCUGAAACACUGAGAAGCUACAUGGAGGUUUUAAGUAGUCUAACUAAACGAGGAUAUGAUGAAUUUGUAGCAAAAGUGAAGGUCCUCAAGGUGGGCAAUGACCCGAAUUGUGGUAAAGUUGUACCACUCUCAUUCAAAUCCAAUGUGAUCACCAUAAAAAGAGAUGCAAAGUCGGAUGAGUACCUCAAACUCGUCAAAUUAUUGAACAAAGAUCCAACCAUGUAUCCAUCGGACACUAGCAAAACUUGUGCGGAACUACCAAAGCCAAAAGGGAGUUGUCGUUCCUCUAAACCUGAAGCAGUUCGUGCGUGCCAGCUUCUCCGAGCGAGAAUGAAUAGUUUCAAAGAUGACACUGGAACUCGACAAGAUUGGAAACCGGAAGAUGCCUGGCGAUCGGAGGCAAUGGACUUGGUUGGGUCCAUAUUUUCCCAAGCAUGUCGCCCAAUGAUCAAGCCGAAUUUUGCUACUAAUAUAAAUCUUAUUAUGAAGGGAUACCUGACCAACUAUGUAAACAACACCCUUCCAAACACCAUGGUCACCUAUGAGUCCAAGUUGCCAGCGGGGUGUUCGCCGUCAUCAACUUCACCAUCAAACGGGACAGCCCCAACCACACCUUGUAAAACAGUGACAGAGGAAUGCGACGAAGGAAACCCUAACCAAGCUGCGGCGAACGGGACGCACACCUGUACAUUGGCCCCACUGCCCAGCCGAAGACCAUUUUGGGACAUUCUCAUCCAUGCCCUCAAGGAUUGCUACAAACAUGAAAGACAACUCCACUUUAAGCGAAAUUACACAGAAGAUGGAUCUCGAGAGUUUUACAUGUUCCUUUACCCACUCAGCAAUCCGCCUUAUACGCCCGUGCUCGUCGAGUACAACAUUGAGCAAGCAGAUGCAGAAUAUUCCUUUAAUUAUGCCAUCGACUCUUUUUGGCGAAUAUUUGCCACCGUAAUGGGAAUGUGUUUUCCCACUUGGAACAGUAUGAAGCCCACAUUACGUCAAAAUUUUACGCGUACUUUACUGAGGAUUUCUUCUACCCAUUGGGCAAAGAGUGGAGACAGAACAGGGACAAUCCGGUAUUUCGCCGUAUUUUGGGAGAAUUUUAUAUGAAAAGGACUGAUUACUGGGUUCCUCAUUGUAUGGAAUCAGCAUUUAUUCGAACGGGAACUCUGGACUGGAGACCACCUAGGAAGCUGCUUGUCAACGGGAUGACAGAAAUGAACUUUUUUAUUAAGGGACCCAUUGCUCGAUCUGGAAAUGGGAAAUAUAGCAUGUAUUUUUGAUUAUACAUAUAAAGUAUUUCAAUAAUUGUAUGCAACAUUUGAACAGGAUAAAUUAAAUGGCAAAUAAAUUAAUUCUCCAAAGUUUAAUCAGGUUUUAUUUUACAAAAGUAUAUAAAUAUUUAGAGAAUAAUUUGAAUAUUAAAUAUAUAAACAUCUUCAUGUAAGUGAUAUCAAAAAGUAAAAAUUUGCAUUGACAAAACGAUCACUCUUGAUUGUCUCUCUCAAUAUAAAACUCGUAUAUGUAAACUGUGAAGUUUAAAUUGUCAUGAAGGAACUAAUAAAUAAAUAUAAAAAAUAA